Molecule: messenger RNA, 8049 nt
Organism: Colletotrichum godetiae
Lineage: Eukaryota; Fungi; Ascomycota; Sordariomycetes; Glomerellales; Glomerellaceae
Product: amino acid adenylation domain-containing protein
Exons: 3
Coding region: 362-7963 (2533 amino acids)
Biological process (GO): secondary metabolite biosynthetic process; amino acid activation for nonribosomal peptide biosynthetic process
Cellular component (GO): cytoplasm
Molecular function (GO): phosphopantetheine binding; catalytic activity
Source: RefSeq, a predicted model, not a curated record
AGGCGCAGCAACGAAGGAUUGACGGUGUGAGAGGCCCCGGCAAUUUUGCCUGUUUGGGGAGGUUAUAGAACACCGACGACCAGUCUAGAAGACCUGAUUUGGAAGAUCCGAUGAUUGCUUGGUCUGAGUAUUGAUCUAUCCGAGAAGGCGUAGUCUAGGCUGUUCCGUCUCACGCGCGGUUUUGAGAAUGACGCCAUGAACGGGAACUAUCACGGGAGCCAGUUGGUUAGACUGGCAGCUAGGUACCACUUGACAUGGAAGGAUCUUUGUGGUCUCAGGUCUAACCUUCUCGGACUCGAGACCUGAAGGUUCCGAAACUAGUCCGAAGAAGUAAUGCCAGGUCUUUCAGUAUGGUUCAUACAUGUACGAAAGACAAGUGGAAUCAACAUUACCUACACCACUGCAACCAAGCCAGAUCGUCAACAUGUUAUCGACAGAUGGAAAAUGGAAGCUCACACCCCGACUUCACUCCGUCAAGUUCGUCUUCGAUGAUCCCAUCCCGGCAGACGCAAAGACGCCAGAAGAAAUCGUCUUUGAAAGUCCAUUUCCUGCUGAUAUCUCGGGCGUGCCUCAGCGGUUUGUUUUCAAGGCGGCCACGGCUUAUGCUGUCGGCCAGGAUACUACCGGCCUAAAGACAUCAACGACCCAUGGCGGAGAUGGUCUUGAUGCCAGUGAGUCAAACGCGACACAGGCAUCUGAUAAGCCGGAAACGACGAGAGGUUCGAUCAUAUGCAACGACAGUCGAACGAAGAUCGCGUCUAGGGCACCACGUAGAGAGUCCUUCUCCCAUGUUCGUGGUCCUACUUGCGACUCACCGGAUGACGUGGAGUCAAUCGUGUGCGCAGCCUGGGCCUUGAUACUAUCCUCACUCAACGACAGCGAAGUAGUCAACUUCGGAGCUUACGUCACGAGCAGUGGCAGUCCCGAUCCUGUGCGUAGCGUGACAUCGGUCACAGCGUCUAUUGACCCCCAAUCAUCGGUUGCGGCAUUUCUGCAGCAAGUCAAAGACAAAUCGCUCGUGCCUGAGACCUCCAGCAAAAGGGUUGAGGCAAGGCACGAGGGAGGGGGAGUAUCAUUUGUCAAGACGCUUGUCAACUUUUCCACGACUUUUGAACACCUGCAGCAGCUAGCCGACGUCUCCAAUUUCGCUCUUCAACUUCACUGUGUCAUCGAAGAACAUGAUCUGCAUUUAUAUGCGACGUUCGAUGAGCGUUCUAUGUCUGGGCCAAGAGUUCGCCUUCUGCUGAGCGAUUUGGAGCACGUCAUCUGGCAGCUGGCGAACUCAACGGGAGAGCAGACCGUUCUUGAGGACGUACGGAUCAUGAGUCCCACUAGCCAGCGGCAUCUCGUUAAGCUAAACAGACCACAUACAAUAAGGGAGGAAAAGCUCGUCCAAGAGUCGAUAGCACAAUAUGCCAGAACAAACCCUCACGCUGAAGCUAUCUGUGCUUGGGAUGGUAACUUGUCGUACUCCGAGUUGCAGCGCCUUUCCGAGAUUCUAGCGACAUAUCUUGCAGGUCUUGGAGUCGGACCUGAGGUGGUGGUACCGAUCAUCUUCGAAAAGUCCGUGUACAGCAUCAUCUCUAUCCUAGGUGUGGCGAUGGCUGGAGGUGCGGUUGUGGUUCUGGAUCCCUCGCUUCCCGCAGCCCGAAUCAGCAUGAUCGUCAAAGAUGUUGAUGCCAAUGUCGUCCUAUCGUCUGUAUUGGGCAAAAGCAAGAUUCCAUCCCAAGUACAACACGAGAAGCGGGUUGUAGUAAAUCAGUCUCUUUUCGACCAUCUCUCAACCCAAAGGCAAUCCCCAUCCAAGCAAAUCUCACCGUCUCCUACCAACGCGUUAUACGUUGUGUACACUAGUGGUUCUACCGGAAAGCCGAAAGGUGUGGUGGUCACUCACGAGGCAUUUUGUUCCAGCGCGAAGGGAUAUUCCAAAGCAAUCUGUCUCGAUUCUACCUGCCGGGUCUUGCAGUACUCCUCCUUCUCCUUCGAUAUUUCCAUGCUCGAGGUCUUUACUACCUUGAUGGCGGGGUCAUGUCUUUGCAUCCCCUCAGAAGAAGACAGGAUGAACAACCUUGCUAGCUGCAUUUCUAGAAUGAAGGUCAAUUGGGCAAUGCUGACACCAACUGUUGCAAGUCUCAUGACCCCAGACGAAGUCCCCAGCCUCGAGGUCUUGUGCCUCGUGGGAGAAGCAUUGCCGCAGGCUGUCGCCGACGCAUGGGCUGAUCACGUCAAAACCAUCAAUGCCUACGGCCCUGCGGAGUGCUCAGCAAUCACCAUUGUCAGUGAGCCAAGGUCUAGGGGGGUGAAGAGCAUUUCUCUUGGAAGACCUGCCAACUGCGCCGUUUGGAUUGUCCGAGAAGAUGGUCAGCUUGCGUCACUCGGUACUGUUGGAGAGAUUGUGAUAGAGGGCCCGCCCGUUGCGCGUGGGUACCUUGGUGACCAGGAGAAGACGAAUGCCGUCUUCUUGGAUGAUCCCAAUUUUCUUCGCGGUGUAGUACGACGGCCCAUGCGAUGCUAUCGUACCGGUGACCUGGGAAAGAUGAACCAUGAUGGGACUAUCGACUUCCUCGGUCGGAAAGAUACUCAGGUCAAGAUCAAUGGUCAGCGUGUCGAGCUCGGCGAGAUUGAGCAUCAACUCGGACAAAACCUGAAUUCCGAAGAGAAACAAUCAUCUCCUGAGACUAAGUGGGAGCUGGCUGUCGAGUUCCUGCGACCCAUCGGAGGAGAGCAAGGUAUUCUCACAGCAUUUGUCGCUCCCAAGAUAACCCCAGAAACCUCUUCUAGUGGAGAAGGGCAGCAUCUUAUCGAGAAAGUGCACCCUUUGUGGACAACGAUACAUCGGAAAUUCCAGACAGCUUCGACAGAGCUCGUUCUCUCUCUUCCUGGGUACAUGAUCCCACGGGCAGUCGUACCAUGCUACAUGCUGCCCCUAUCACCUUCAGGCAAGAUCGAUAGAAAAAUACUGCGCACACACGGAAACGCAAUGACGGCACAACAAUUGCUGAGAUCACCAAGCGAUGUGGAAGAUCAAACCGCGCCGACUAAGGUUUCUGGAGCACUUUCGGCCAAGUUCCCCGACAGCGAAGAGGAGUCCUCCGUUGGACAGCACACGCUGUUAUCGGACACAUACCCCUCAACAGAGGCGUCGAUGCCACUCUCCGAGACUUCACUGCCUAGCCUAAAACCGACUGAGAAAUCCCUACGCUUAGCUUGGUCAGAGGUUCUAGGGCUACCCGAAGACUCGAUCCUGCUCGAAGAUGACUUUUUCAAACUCGGUGGAGAUUCUAUAGGGGCUAUCAGGAUAGUGGCGGCUUGUCGCAAGCAGUCGCUCCAGAUUAACGUCGCGAACAUCUUCAAGAACUCUGUGCUGGGCAAGAUGGCACUCGUUUGUAAGAGCGCGGCAUCUGGGAACCAGAUGGUGUCUCCUGUUCACUUCGUUCCAUUCCAGUUCCUGCGGCAAGAGGAUAUCCCCGAGUUGCAGAAAGAAGCCGCCUUCCAGUGUGACGUCACUAUCGAUAAAAUCGAAGACUUGUACCCUUGCACGCACAUGCAAGAAGGUCUGAUGGCGGUUAACCUCACGCGACCAGGCAGUUACACGGGUCGGUGGAUCCAUCCGCUGCCUCGGGAUGUCGACCUCUCGCGGUUUAGACAGUGCUGGGAGAAUAUUCAUGCCGCAUCAUCAAUACUGCGGACCAGAUUCGCAACUACUUCGACUGCUGGAUCUCUGCAGGCUGUUAUCAGAGAGAAUGUACAGUGGCUUUUGCACUACAACCUCGAAGCGUACCUAGAGCAAGACGAUGCGAACCCAAUGUUUCCCGGAGACUCGCUCAAUCGUUUUGCUCUGGUCACAUCAGAGGCUGGCGAUGUAACAUUUGUGUGGACCAUUCACCACAUGCUGUACGACGGCUGGUCCCUAGCGAUGCUUUGCGACCGACUCAAUGAUUUAUACUACGGCCGUGCCAUCAAGCCAGCGACUGACUAUCGCAAUUUCAUUGCCUACGCAGAGAAAAUUACGCCAGAUACAUUCGCGAACUACUGGAAGACAGAGCUACAAGGAGUGAAUCCGUCAAGCUUCCCUGCGAUCCCCAAACCUGGCCAUCAGUCCUUUGCCCGAGCUGUGGUGCGCGAUGAGCUUGAUAUAAAUAUCGAUCCGUCUUCUGGCAUUACGAUGUCUACCAUCGUUCGAGCAGCUUGGAGUCUGAUGAUAGGCCACCUCUCAGAAUCAGACGAUGUCCUGUUCGGUGCAACAGUUUCGGGUAGAAAUGCACCCUUGGACAACAUUGAAAGCAUCGAGGGUCCGACGAUAGCCACAGUGCCUGUCAGAGUUCGUAUCGACAGAGGAUCAGAUAUCCUCGACUUUCUGCGAAAGGUCCAGGACCAUGCAACCGCCAUGAUACCCUACGAGCAGUCCGGAAUCCAGCGGAUAAAAUCACUGAAUCAAGAUACGAAGAGCGCUUGCGAAUUUCAGAACUUGCUUGUCAUCCAGGCAGGUGGCGGCUGGGAUGAGACUGGGCCCGGUCCACUGAAGAAGCCGAUCUAUCGCGAGGAAUUUACGACGUUUCCCGUGACGUGCGAGGCGUGGCUUCAUCCCGAUCGGAUCGAGUUUGCGACGCACGUCGAUGAAGACGUGACAAGUCGUCUCUUUGUCGCCCAAGCCAUUGAAACCGUCAAGGGUAUCAUGAGUCAACUCGCUUGGGCUACAUCUCACAGCUACAGUCCUUCCAAGGUUGCAGACUUGGCUCUUGACCCAAGUUCUGUAUAUAUCCAAGACCGAGCUUCACAACCUUUUGAGGCAAAGAAGCUCUCGGCUACGCUUCAUCAACUAAUCACGGAAAUGAGUCUGUCACAACCUCAGAGAGACGCAGUGAUAUCAACAGCCGACUCACUGUCAUACGAAACGCUGGAAAAAAUGUCCUCUGCACUCGCUGCCCAUCUUGUGGAUACCGGUGUCUUGGAGGGAGACAAGGUUCCACUGUGCUUCGAGAAAUCCGUGUGGACUGUUGUUGCGAUGCUUGGAGUCUUGAAAGCCGGCGCUUCCUUCGUGCCCCUAGACCCGGGUCAGCCCGUAUCACGUCUACGAAAAGUUGUUGCGCAAGUCAAAGCCAAGACAGCUCUUAUGUCUGCAUUCCAACACAAGGCAACCGAUCUCGGUGCUAUUGCGUCCAUGAUCAUCGACCGGGAUGCCCUUGACAGGAUCUCCAAGCUCCAGCAUCAACUCGGGCCACCAUCUCAACUCAGUCCCGAUAGUGCUGCCUACGUCAUCUUCACCUCUGGGUCGACAGGAGAUCCCAAGGGCAUUGUUGUCUCUCAUUCUGCGUUUGCUUCCAGUGCAAUGGCCCAUGGUCCCGUCUUUGGCAUGAAUAAUGAGCACCGUGUCUUACAAUUCUCCGCCUACAGUUUCGAUGCGAGUCUGUUUGAGAUCCUGACGACCCUCAUACAUGGCGGGACAGUCUGCGUCGCCACCGAGAAGGAGCGCUUCGAGAACCUCGGAGAGUUCGCAAGUCACGCGGGCGUCAACCUUGCCCUUCUCACUCCAUCUGUGGCCCGCAUCAUUCGUCCCGCGGAAAUGCCAUCGCUGAAAACUUUGGUUCUUGGCGGAGAAGCUCCUGACGAGAUCUUGAUCAAGAAAUGGCUUGAUGCUAGAGUCACGCUAUUCAAUGCGUAUGGGCCGAGUGAAUGCUCUGUCAUCGCUGCUUGCCAUCAGUGUACCUAUGAUGCAGACCCGAAAACCAUCGGAUUCUCAGUCGGUUGCUCUGGUUGGGUUGUUACCUCCGACGAUGACACGAUACUCGUCCCGGAUGGUGAGGUUGGCGAAUUGCUCGUAGGUGGUUCGACUCUAGCCGAUGGCUACCUAGAUGACUAUACGAAAACACAUGCCGCUUUCAUUUCGAGACAGUCUUGGGUAUCAAAGAAGAACCUGCAAGGCACGGGUCGGCUGUAUAAGACAGGAGAUCUUGUGAAGAGAACAACCGAUGGGACUCUGGUAUACGUGGGGCGGAAGGACCUUCAAGUCAAGUUGAAUGGCCAACGAAUCGAACUCGGUGAUAUUGAAUCGCACAUUUCUGUUUGCGAUAUUGUCAAGCGUGGUAUCGUCGUCUUCCCCUCGUCAGGGCCUUUCGCACGCCAACUCGUGGCGGUCCUGGAGCUCGAAGAAGACGUUGGCCAGAGACCGGCUGGUCUACAACAGAUCAUUUCUCGCUUCAAUGUCGUCGCAGAUAAGCUUCGUCAAGAGUUGACCGGCAAACUUCCAAGCAUCAUGCUUCCAGCACACUUUGUUGACAUCGCGACCCUCUCUACGGAAAGAUUCCCGCUUUCUUCCUCGGGCAAGAUCGACAGAAGACAGGUGACGGCAUGGCUUAAGAGGUUGUCUGUCAGGGAAUCCGAGAUUCUCGACCCUUCUGCGCCGAUGCCAAGUACAGUGGCAACAAUUCAAUCCCAUGAGCUCCCUGCCUACGAGUUGGCACAGAAGAUCACGGAUUUGGUAUCUCAAAGAACGCUUUCGUCAGCGCCACGCCUAGAUGGCUUCAACGAUGUCCUACUGCAUACUUCGGGUCUAGAUUCUCUCAACACGAUGUCACUCAUGCACUUCAUUCGCCUAAAGUACAACGUCAGAGUCAGCAUGCAGCUGCUCAUGGACGAGCACACGAGCAUCAGGAGUCUGGCAGCUUUCAUCACCCGUGCUGCUUCUAACAGACCAGUCACGUUGACCUCUUCCACUGUCAACUCGGAGAGUCAAAAACUCGACUUGAUGGCUGAAAUUGAUCGUCUGGAUGCGGGGCUCCAGAGACUCCCCGGCACGCUACCACGAGAUAUCCAGGGUAGUUUGACCAGGAAAACAGACAAUCUCAGGGUUUUCCUUACUGGCGCAAGCGGAUAUCUGGGCACUCAGAUACUUCGACAACUCCUAGAGCGGCGCGAUGUUGCCUGCGUCACCACUCUCGUACGCGGUGCAACGCCUCAAGCAGCAAAGUCUCGUGUGAUUGAGGCAGCACAAAAGGCUCUUUGGUGGACCAAAUUUCAUGACGAAAAGCUGGAGACCUGGAUGGGUGAUCUGGCGAAACCCAAGCUCGGCCUUGGCCAAGAACAAUGGGACCUCUUGGGCGAUGGCCACACUUACGACGUUAUAAUUCACAACGGCGCUGUCGUACAUUGGAACAAGAGCUAUGCAGCUCUAGAGGCUGUCAACAUCCAUUCGACAAUCCAGCUCCUCCGUAUCGCUGUCCAGAACCCGGUUUUGCGAUUUGUCUAUGUCUCUGGCGGUCGGCAGUGGAAGAAUGCCGAAGAGAGAGACGAGGAUGUCGCGCGCGAACUUUCAGACUCUAUGGGCUACAGCCAGACAAAGUUCGUUGCUGAGGUUCUUGCCAAAAGAGCUGCGGAGCGGUGUUCGAUCGACCAGAGGAAUAUUGGUGUCUUCAGGCCAGGGCUUAUCAUCGGGACGCCCGCUGAAGGGGUUGCAAAUUUGGACGACUAUAUCUGGAGGCUUACGGCUGCGAACAUCAAUAUGGGAAUCUACAAUGCAGACGAAGAACAGGCAUGGCUGCAUCUCUCAGAUGCUGCUACGACUUCAGUGGCUGCCAUUCGCGCCGCAUUCAACCCAGAGUCAUCGGCCAAUCCGGUGACACAGCAUGAAGAGGGAAUGACUUGGGGGGCGUUCUGGACUUUGGUCAAGGGGAUAGGUUACGACAUCCGUCCAGCAGACGCUGCUGCAUGGCUAUUGACAGUUAGGAACGAUAUCUCACGUCGGAAAGAGAAGCAUCCUCUAUGGCCUUUGGCCCACUUACUCGAGGACGGCAGCAUGGAGUGGGAGGGGACGGCAAAUGGCCACGAUAACUGUCCGCUACAUCUCAAAGUAGCCGUGAAGAAGAACAUGGAGGCUCUUGUGAGCGUGGGUUUCCUGCCGGCCGCGCGUCAGCGUCAAUCACAGCGAGCUGGUCGAGCUGCCGUAGGCAUAUUUUCUAGGACUUGAGUGUUCCAAAGGCCGGGAGUAAUGGGGUUGGUCUCCUUUCAAAUCUUAGGCAGUAUUAAGAUGCCUAGAAAUAUGCAAAUUGUCAG